AAGAGAAGCACAAGGAGUUCCUCUCCAAACUCGUGACGCAGUUGUUGUAUGCUUGCAACUACCAACGGUCAGAGUUGGAGAGAUAGUACCAGGACCUAACGCAACAGCAUCAGGAGUUGGCAAAGCUCCGCCGCAUGGUGCAGAGCCACGAGGAUGCAACUCGGGCACUCAAUGCUCGAUUGCUGGACCUGGAACAGGCUGUACCAGGACCAACUGCUGGGGCUUUCAGCAGUGCACCCUCUAGCCGCCAACUGGAGGACCGCGUUGACCACGUAGUGGCAAUGCUCGGCGACAUCAGCACUUUCGCUGCGCCAACCACCACCAUCAGCAGUCAGCCGCAUACAUUGAAGACCGAGGUCCAGCAGCUGCAGACGACGAACGCGGAUGGCAAUCCAAAGAUGUAUAAGAUGCCAACUUUCAAUCUGGAGAGGUUCGACGACUACACGCAGCAGGAUCCGGUCCUCUGGUGGGAAGCAUUCACAACGCAACUCAAGAUUCUGUCCGUAGCCAAGCAUGCGUACAUUGGCGCCCUGUUCUUGAACUCAAAGGGCGGAUGCCAGACCUGGUUGAGCCACCUGGCAACCUCCCAUGCGGUCGACGUACCAGACUUGAAGGACCAAAUGACAUGGGAGGAACUGACACGACUGUGGAAGGAGCGGUUCAUCGUCGACGACGCGCCGACACUCGCCAUUAACCGUUUGUUCACUAUGUCACAGGGCAACACUGCAACACGGGAUUGGCUCACAGAGUGGCAGAAGAUUGCGGCAGUGCCCAAUCUGGACCUGCCUUUCACUCAUCUCAGACGUGAGUUCUACAACAGAUCCUGCGCUGCAUUGAGCCAAGCUCUUGGUGAUCGCGAGCAGUACUCCACUUUCACCGAGAUUAUCGACAAGGCGAGAGAGAUCAUCAAGACCAAUAGGUCAGCUGCACACGAGAAAUCGACAUGGCAGCCGACCUAUGUGGAGAAGGUACAAACUGGUCCGCGACAGCAGCACUUCGCUGCAGUCCAGCAGAACAGUGGAGAUAACCCAACAGCCACUCCAGCAUCAAGUGACGGAGAUCAGGUGGCUGCUGUCCAGACGCGAAGCAAUAACAAGUCCCGCAACAAUGGGAAGGCGAAAYCCGCAUCGCAGGCCGGAAAUCGACAGCCAGUACAAGUUCCAUGGGUCAAGUUUGGCUUGACCGAGGCAGAGUACAAUGUCCGCGGCCGCUACGGCAACUGCUACUGGUGGAACAACACCAAGCACAAGACCUCCCUAUGCCAAGAUCAGGGCAAGGAGGAUGUGCGACCCYGCCUCAGCUCGGGAAACUGAGCUCCGCGGAAGGUGAGUAGCUUAGGAUGACUUGAGUUGACUGGGUCCAGAGUACGUGGGCGAAAGGGAAGGAUGAGGAUCGGACGGAAAGGCCAUAGUCCUAGCGUAAACUCUGGCGCGGGUGGGCUCUGGUGUAGGAUGCUUGAAAACAAAGGAUCAAGAAAAAG
Messenger RNA from Chara braunii, 1480 nucleotides. The record is from the annotation of a GenBank genome assembly. Lineage: Eukaryota; Viridiplantae; Streptophyta; Charophyceae; Charales; Characeae.